AUGAAGUCUGCCAUUCUUCUCGCCCUUCCCGCCCUGGCUGCGGCCGGCGGCCCGCACGGCUUCGGCCUGCCUAAGAUCGACCUUCGUCCUAUGGUCUCGUCGAACCGUCUCCAGUCCAUGAUCACUCUCAAGGACCUGAUGGACGGCGCAAAGAAGCUCCAGGACAUCGCUACUAAGAACGGCGGCAACCGUGCCUUCGGUGGUGCCGGCCACAACGCCACAGUCGACUACCUCUACAAGACCCUGACCUCCCUGGGCGGCUACUACACUGUCAAGAAGCAGCCCUUCAAGGAGAUCUUCUCCUCCGGCUCCGGCUCCCUGAUCGUCGACGGCCAGGGAAUUGACGCCGGCAUUAUGACCUACACCCCUGGCGGCAGCGCCACCGCCAACCUCGUCCAAGUCGCCAACCUGGGCUGCGAGGACGAGGACUACCCUGCCGAGGUUGCCGGCAACAUUGCCCUUAUCUCCCGUGGUUCCUGCACCUUCAGCUCCAAGUCCCUGAAGGCCAAGGCCGCCGGUGCCGUCGGCGCUAUCGUCUACAACAACGUCCCUGGCGAGCUCUCGGGCACCCUGGGCACUCCCUUCCUUGACUAUGCCCCCAUCGUCGGUAUCAGCCAGGAGGACGGCCAGGUCAUCCUCGAGAAGCUUGCUGCCGGGCCGGUCACCGCUACCCUCAACAUCGAUGCCAUCGUGGAGGAGCGCACCACCUACAACGUCAUCGCCGAGACCAAGGAGGGUGACCACAACAACGUUCUGAUCGUCGGCGGUCACUCUGAUUCCGUUGCCGCCGGUCCCGGCAUCAACGAUGACGGCUCUGGCACCAUUGGUAUUCUCACUGUUGCCAAGGCUCUGGCCAAGGCCAACGUGCGUAUCAAGAACGCGGUGCGCUUCGCUUUCUGGUCGGCCGAGGAGUUUGGUUUACUCGGCUCCUACGCCUACAUGAAGUCCCUGAACGAGUCCGAGGCCGAAGUCGCCAAGAUCCGCGCCUACCUCAACUUCGACAUGAUCGCUUCCCCCAACUAUAUCUACGGCAUUUACGACGGUGACGGCAACGCCUUCAACCUGACCGGCCCGGCGGGUUCUGACAUCAUUGAGAAGGACUUUGAGGACUUCUUCAAGAAGAAGAAGACCCCCUCCGUCCCGACUGAAUUUUCGGGCCGCUCUGACUACGCCGCCUUUAUCGAGAACGGCAUUCCGUCUGGAGGUUUGUUCACCGGUGCUGAGGUCCUCAAGACCGAGGAGGAGGCCAAGCUCUUUGGUGGCAAGGCUGGGGUUGCCUACGAUGUGAAUUACCACAAGGCGGGCGACACUGUUGACAACCUCGCCAAGGACGCCUUCCUGCUCAACACCAAGGCUAUUGCCAACUCGGUGGCUAAGUAUGCUGCCAGCUGGGCUGGGUUUCCCAAGCCAAGCGCGGUUCGGCGCCGAUAUGAUGCCGAUAUGGCGCAACUGCUGAAAAGGAGCGGUGGUGUGCAUGGCCAUGGCCCGCAUACCCACUCUGGUCCUUGCGGCGGCGGUGAUCUGCUUUAA
Molecule: messenger RNA, 1530 nt
Organism: Thermochaetoides thermophila DSM 1495
Lineage: Eukaryota; Fungi; Ascomycota; Sordariomycetes; Sordariales; Chaetomiaceae
Product: aminopeptidase-like protein
Exons: 1
Coding region: 1-1530 (509 amino acids)
Biological process (GO): proteolysis
Molecular function (GO): metalloexopeptidase activity; aminopeptidase activity
Source: RefSeq, a predicted model, not a curated record